ACAUCCUGCUGUGAAGUUAUUCGGCAGGCAUCAUAUCGUGUUCUUGCCUUUGGCAUCUGGUACCUAUCAUCGUAAUCUCUCAGCCSCUAGGCGCAGCAAGACCGACRCAAAACAAUGGAACCCGCACAGCUCGCUCAAGUGGAAGCUCUCUGCGAGACUCUCUACACGGGUGUGCCCACCUCUGGCGAGAACGGGGAACAAAUCACCCGACAAGAUGCACAACAGCGUCUCAUGAGCCUGCAGUCGUCUGCCGAUUUCAUUCCCCAAUGCCAAUACAUUCUCGAAAAUACGAAAUCGCAAUACGCACGACUCGUGGCCACCAAUUCGUUGACCGAACUUAUCACGACGCACUGGAAUUCCUUCACCAUCCCCCAACGCAUUGACAUUCGCAACUACGUACUUACGUAUCUGGCAAACAAUGGUCCCCAGUUGGAAAACUUUGUUGUGGUUAGUUUGAUCAAAUUAGUCUGUCGUAUUACCAAACUCGGAUGGUUCGACGAUCCCGUACAUCGGGAAUUGGCCGACGACGUAACAAAGUUCUUGCAAGCGACCAUUGAGCAUUGUAUUCUCGGCCUGAAGAUUCUCAACCAACUCGUGGACGAGCUAAACAUCCCCACUUCGGGACGAACUCUGACGCAACACAGGAAGACUUCUGUGAGCUUUCGGGAUGUUUGUCUCCUGAAGGUCUUUCAACUAGGGCUGACAACACUUAAGCAACUGCAGACUAGGGCAAUWAGUAAGUAGACAAAACAAUUGCUACGGGGAACGCAAUCUCAUGGAGUUCUGAACAUAACGAAAGGCUCGGCGAGGGGCGACAGGCAAUGAUGAUCGAARAAAUGCCAGGAAUUGGUUUGUUCAACUUUUGCAUGUUCUUUCACAACUGCGCAAUUCUUAUAGUU
Molecule: messenger RNA, 899 nt
Organism: Pseudo-nitzschia multistriata
Lineage: Eukaryota; Bacillariophyta; Bacillariophyceae; Bacillariales; Bacillariaceae
Source: the annotation of a GenBank genome assembly